This is a messenger RNA of Sinocyclocheilus grahami, 2935 nucleotides long. RefSeq names its product protein kinase C-binding protein 1-like. The record is from RefSeq and is a predicted model, not a curated record. The transcript is spliced from 18 exons. Bases 1 to 2925 code for a protein of 974 amino acids. Lineage: Eukaryota; Metazoa; Chordata; Actinopteri; Cypriniformes; Cyprinidae. Gene Ontology annotation, cellular component: cytoplasm; nucleus. Gene Ontology annotation, molecular function: transcription corepressor activity; protein binding. Gene Ontology annotation, biological process: regulation of DNA-templated transcription.
AUGACUGGAGGGUUUUACGUCGCGGUCCCUGAUCUAGGAUCAGCGGAGCAGGUGCUGACUGCGCAGAAGAGGAAAGCACCCAGUCCUCCACAUUCCUCAAACGGACACUCACCCUCUGAAACGUCACCCAGUCCCACAAAGAAGAAGAAGAAACCGGGAUUAAUCAACAACAAAGACCAAUGUGAGCUUAGACAUGGUCCCUUUUACUAUGUCAAGCAGCCCGCACUCACCACAGACCCUGUUGAUGUUGUACCGCAGGACGGGCGGAAUGACUUCUACUGCUGGGUGUGUCACCGCGAGGGCCAGGUGCUCUGCUGUGAGCUCUGCCCGCGCGUCUACCACGCCAAGUGCCUCAAACUGGCCGCAGAGCCUGAAGGCGACUGGUUCUGUCCAGAGUGUGAGAAAAUAACAGUGGCUGAAUGCAUAGAGACUCAGAGUAAAGCUAUGACCAUGCUGAACUUGGAACAGCUGUCCUACCUGCUGAAGUUCGCUUUGCAGAAAAUGAAACAGCCAGGGACCGAACCGUUUCAGAAGCCAGUGUCACUUGAACAGCACCCGGAUUAUGCCGAGUAUAUAUUUCACCCCAUGGACCUGUGCACUCUAGAGAAGAAUAUCAAGAAGAAAAUGUACGGAUGCACAGAAGCAUUUUUGGCGGACAUGAAAUGGAUUCUACACAACUGUAUCAUAUAUAAUGGAGGAAACCAUAAGCUAACAGCAACUGCUAAAGUUAUUGUCAAGAUCUGUGAACAUGAAAUGAAUGAAAUUGAGGUUUGUCCAGAGUGCUACCUGUCCGCCUGUCAGAAGAGGGACAAUUGGUUCUGUGAACCUUGUUCUCAGCCUCAUCCUUUGGUGUGGGCCAAACUGAAAGGUUUUCCCUUCUGGCCCGCUAAAGCCUUGAGGGACAAGGAAGGUCAGGUGGAUGCACGGUUCUUUGGCCAGCAUGACCGAGCCUGGGUGCCCAUAAACAACUGUUACCUCAUGUCUAAGGAGAUCCCCUUCUCUGUGAAGAAGACCAAAAGCAUCUUCAACAGCGCCAUGCAAGAAAUGGAGGUCUACGUGGAAAACGUGCGCAAGAAAUACGGCGUGUUCAACUACGCCCCGUUCCGGACACCUUUCACACCCAACAACCAGUUCCAAAUGCUGCAGGACCCUAAUAACCCUAAAAAAGGCACGGUGAAGCCUGAGAAACCGGACAAAGUCAAGUUCAGCUUCGAUAUGACCGCAUCCCCCAAGAUGCUCUUGAGUAAGACAGUGAUGUCAGGAGGGCCGGGGCGGCGGAUCUCUGUGAUGGACGUACCCAGAUCGCCAAUGAGCACCAACUCCUCAGUCCACACGGGGUCCGACCUCGAGCAGGACGAAAGAGGGGCGAGAGUGUCAUCGAGUCACUAUAGCGGCGGGGAAGACUCAAUGGAUUAUACAGCAUCCCCUGCAUCUCUAAAGACAAGCAACAGCCCCAAGCCUCUCCUACCCACGCCAGUUAAACAGGAAAGGAGUUCAGGCACGGGAGGCAUCCUCAACCUCAAUUUGGAUCGCAUUAAAGCUGAAAUGGACCUGAAGGAGUUGAGUGAAACUGUACAGCAACAGCAGCAGCAGCAAGGGACGUCGGUUCUCCUCGCCUCUCCUAAAAAACCUACUAGGAGUUUGGAUAAAACUAUAGAGAGCUGCAAGGCUCAGCUGGGAAUCAAUGAGAUCUCAGAUAAUGUGUUCCACGGUGUUGAGCACAGUGACUCAGACGACUCUGACAAAUCUGACUCCAGCGACAGUGAAUACAUGUCUGAGGACGAACAGAAGCCCAAGAACACUAACCACAACAACAGUGCCCACAAAGACUCCAAAAAGAGAGCCAGACCCCCAUCCGCUCAAGCACAAGAACAAGACGCUGUCCCAUCAACAGCUGGAGGAACACCAGGUGGAGACAAGAAAUCCUCAGAUCCCCAGACCAAAGAGAAGUUAAGCAGUGGCGUGGAGAAAGACUCUCAGGAGAAGAGCAAACCCCUGCAGCAGACCCAGAAGGAGAGGUCACAGUCGGGGCAGGACGCUCGGCCUGCUGGAUCAGAGCUGGAUUUAGACUCUGACUCCGAGCGGGAGCUGGUGAUAGACCUCGGUGAAGAACCAGGUGGGAGGGAAAAGAAGAAAGCCAAGCGAGAUACCCCAUCAGCCCCCAUCUCCACAACUAAAGAUCAGACAAGCAUUAAAACAGAUGGUAAAACGUCUGCAUCUACCAGCACAUCAGCUUCUUCUUCUACAGAUAACACUUCAUCUUCCAUCAAUCCUGGUCCAAAAGAUGCAGCCGAAUCAGCCAUCAAGCCACCAGCCACCGUCACAACUGCAUCUACCACUCAAGCCACCUCCACCUCGGCUGUUCAACCCAUGUCUGCUGUCCCUGUUGCUUCCAAUGUGGGGAAAAAACAGCGCCCUCUGCUGCCCAAGGAGAACACACAGCCGGCCCAGCGGCCUGCAACAUUGAACCCGGCUGGCGGUAAAUUCCAGACAUCAUCUCAGAAGGUGCAGAGACAGCAACAACAACAAGGUGAGACGGCUCCUCAGAGCCAAGCACAGCCCCAGACCUCAGCCAACAACUCCAGCACACGCUACCAGACCAGACAGUCCGUCAAAGCUGUUCAACACAAAGACACCUCACCUGUUAACAUGGGUUCUGGUGCGUCCACCUCCAGUCCGGCUGGAGACUUCCUCACCCCUCCGGCCUCUGCUGAUGUUGCCGCUGACAUCGCCAAGUACACCACUAAGAUGAUGGAUGUGAUUAAGGGAACAAUGACAGAGAUAUACAAUGACCUCUCUAAGAGCACGACGGGGAACACCAUUGCAGAGAUCCGGCGCUUGCGGAUUGAGAUUGAGAAACUCCAGUGGUUGCAUCAGCAGGAGCUGUCAGAGAUGAAACAUAACCUUGGUAACUCUCCUUUAUGACUUACAAUAG